Molecule: messenger RNA, 6322 nt
Organism: Eriocheir sinensis (Chinese mitten crab)
Lineage: Eukaryota; Metazoa; Arthropoda; Malacostraca; Decapoda; Varunidae
Exons: 3
Coding region: 905-2209 (434 amino acids)
Biological process (GO): anatomical structure morphogenesis; cell differentiation; regulation of DNA-templated transcription
Molecular function (GO): DNA-binding transcription factor activity, RNA polymerase II-specific; RNA polymerase II cis-regulatory region sequence-specific DNA binding
Source: RefSeq, a predicted model, not a curated record
CUCUUUCUCUGGUCAGCGGGGCGGGGCGCGGUAGGGCGGGGCCAAGAGUGGGCCACCCGCGCGCCUGACCCCCGCCACACGCAUGCGCCCUGGCCGUGCCGCGCCACGCCCCCCUCGCGCGCCCCGCCCCGAGUGGCCGGCGCGAGUGACGUAAGGAGGGGCGCCGCGGGCAGGGGGCGGCGGGGCAGGGGAGGAUGUGUCACGGUGACGUCAGGGGCGCAACGGCCUCUCAAAACAGUCGGUUGUGUUUACUACGAGUCAGUCACACGCGCACCUGUUAAGAGGAGACGUGGGAGCAGGCAACCCUCCCACGCCCCGGCACGUGCUUCCCACACCCAGGCACUCACGCAGCCACGGCCUCCUCCUCCUCCUUCUACCCUUUCUCAUUCUUCUUAUCCCUUUCCUUCCCUUACCACGCCCGUUCCUAACCUAUCCUUAGAAAAAAAAAUAAGAACAAAAGGAGUUCGUAAAAGACUAAUCAUCCCUCAUAUCAUCCUAUUCUCUCUACCUUUGAAUCUACCUAACCUGUUCUUGAAGGCAUCGUAUUGGCACUCACCUCAUGACUGCCAAGCCUGUUUCACUCAUCCACUUCUAUUAAACCAACUCUUGCUUUACCUACCCUAACCUAACUAAAUAUUGAUAACUCAAGUCUCCUUACGCACUCAAAUUCACAUACACCUCCUUCUCUUCCUACACUUCCUCCUCACGCACUCAUACACACACGCCCUCUCCUUCCUCCUCAAGUCCACUCACGCACUCACACGCACACAUACACGUUCUCUUCCUGCUCAAGUCUCCUCACGCUCUCACACACAUUCACGCCCCAUCUUCCUCCUCUUCAUCCUCUUCCUCCUCUUCCUCCUCCACAAACUUCUGGUGGAGGUGUGUGUACGGGAUAAGAAACAUGUUGCCGCGGGGUUGUUCCGAUGAUGGUGCCGGUGUUGCUGGUGUUGCUGGUGUUGGUCGUGGUGUUGGUUUGACGUUCGGUUCCCAGCUCGUCGAUGACUCCUCUGCAACACCUUACUCCGAUGCAACACAGACCAAGAAGCACCCGCCCAACCACGUGAAGCGGCCCAUGAACGCCUUCAUGGUGUGGUCGCAGCGGGAGAGGCGCCACAUCGUGUCCGUCACGCCCGACAUGCACAACGCCGAGAUCUCCAAGCAGCUGGGCCGCCGCUGGAAGCUGCUGACGGAGGAGCAGCGGCGGCCCUUUCGGGAGGAGGCGCAGCGGCUCAAGGUGCUUCAUCGCCUUGAAUACCCUGACUACAAGUACCGCCCCAGGAAGAAGAACCUCCGGCCCUGCCCCCCGCCGCUGCCGCCGGGGGGCCGCGGCGCCGACCCGCUGCGGGGCGUGGCGGCCGGCGGCGGCGGCCGCGUGUGCCGGGCGGCGGUGAGCCACGCCCCGCCCGCCACCGCCGCCACCGUCAGCAGGGUGAGGCAGUGCCUGCUGAGCGGCGGUCUGCGUGGCCUUGCCAAGGACGCCAGCAGGACGGAGUGUCCCACCGCAGCCCCUGUGGCGCAGCAGCCGCCGUGCCCGCCGCCGGCCACGCCGCCCCUGGACCUGCCCGACUCCCCGGAGGGCGCCGUCACGUGUGAGGAGCGGGGCUCCGGCCGCUGGCUGACCUGGGACGACGCCUACACUACUUUUGAGGACCAGCAACAACAGCAGGAGCAUCAACAACAACAGCAGCAGCAAUACCAGCAGCAGCAACAACUACUACUACUGCAGCAGGAGCAGCAGCAGGGGGAGCAGCUGAUGUCCUUCGACGCUGAGAUUCUGUGGUGCGAGGCGCUGGAGGAGCGCCCCGCCGCCCCGCCUUACCCCGUGGAGGCCCCGCCCACGCUGGCUGACUUGGACGACAUCGGAAUGAAGGACCUGGUGCCGCUGUCCCCUGACCUGACGCUGGACCUGCAUGCCCUCGGGGCAGACCUAGACUGGCUGGCGGCCCUGGGCAGCGACGGCGAGGAGGACUCGGCGCCGCAGCGACUGGCGACGCCCCCGACGCCCGCCGCCGCAGAGCCGCCCGCCGCGCCGCUGGACUGGCUGGAGUGGGACGCCUGCACCGACACCUUCAUGGCGGCCCUUAGCCUGCCCGGCCCCGUGCCACCGCCCCAGGCGCCCCAGGCUGCCGCGGCCACGGCCCCGGCGUCUGCGUGGAUGCGGCCGGCACUCGAGGCCUCCUACGCCCUCGGAGGCCCCUCCAGAUGAGUCCCGCGGCGCCGCUCCCUGCUGGCACCUCUUGUCGGCCGGCUGGUGUCCUCCCGCCGCCCUCGCCCACCCGCCUCGUCGGGUCCGCGGGCUGCCUCGUCUCUCUGAUCUCAGCGUCUCGUCUCAGCGUGAUUCGCGGCGCCGCCCCUUGACUUGUCUUAUCUGUCUCCCACCGCGGCGUCACCUCCCCCCUGGACAAAGAAGAAACAAGUCUUUCUUCCUGAGUUUGCCCAGUCACUCUCGCGUAGAUGGUGGUGAUGGUGACAGUGUACGUGUUGUGUAUGAUGUGUGUGUACAGUGUGUGUGUAUACUUUACGGGAUGUAGGUAUUUGUGUUGUGUGAACGUGUAAGUGUGUCUGUCUACCCCUUCCCCCUUCGUCCCUCUCUCUCCCUCACUCGUUAUUACUGUGAUAUCGUGUGCUUCCUAGUCUCCGCGGCGUCGUGAUGUCAACUAAAGUAUUACAUCGUUGCCAGUAAAUAACAUUCUUAUAAAAAAAACCAUUAAUAUUCAUCAACACCUGCAGUAUGUGGCGCACCUGUCCUUAAUUAAGUGUACAGGCAACUCCACGCACUUAUAUGAGGUGGCUGAUUUUUUUUCCUAGAGUUUGUUUUUUUCUACUUUUGUAUUGAUUGUAUGUGUUUGUGUUUUUAAGUGUUACGGUGUUUUGUUGUUGUGCAUACAUUUUCUUGUGUUUUUUUCAUGUUUGUUUUGAAUAUUUCCAUGUGUUUGUUGCGUUCGUUGUGUUGUGUUGUGUUGUGUUCUUGUGUUGUUUCGUUGUUAUUGAUAGUUUGCCCUGAAUGAAGACAGCGCAAACGUGUUUUUACGUUGUUUGCAGGGUGAGCAACACAAAAAAAUCUCAUGAUCUAACAAUUAAAAAAAGUGAAUGUGAUUGAGCUGGACUCCUUCGUGACCCGUAUGUGUAGCAAACAUGUACGAAACACAAAUAAUACAUGCACUAGUUUUCUUUGUAGCUGUUGUCUUUGAGUUAACGCGACACUGUAAAUAGAGGACUCUGCUCUGGUAGCAUUGUGUAAGUAAGUGUGAUGUUUUUAUACUGAAUUUUGAUGUUGUAUAAAUAUUGUAUGGCAUUUUGUAUUUUGUAUAGUAUUUGUAAGCGGGUAUACUUUCCAUCACAUUUUCUAGGCAAAAAAUUAAAAAGGAGUAAAACCAUUGUUUGGACUCCGUGGGCAGCUAAUUCUGUUGUUUUCUUUUUUUUAUGAUCGAAUUCCCAUGUCAGUGUUUGAGUGCUUAUUUAAUUAAUUUAUUUACGAAUUUAUUUAGUGCGGCUUCAAAAACUUAAGCUGUUGGUGGCAAUUGCUUUUAUUUUGCAAUUGAUAUUUUUACUCUUAUUUUUGUGAUAUGUAUAUUUAUUAACCGAUUCAUUUAUUUAUUUAUUUAUUUACUUAUUUAUUCAUUUAUCCCCAUUGUGAUACUGAUUUACCUACUCAUUCAUUUAUAACCUGCUAUCCAUCUCUCCUCCCAUUCUUUCUACCUUCCUUUCUUCUCGUCUCCUUUCCUGCCAAUCGUCCUUCCCAUUCUUCUCGUUCAUCCUUCACACGAGUUAGUUAAGAAUCAAAUACUUGGAAAACGUCUGCUGAGGCCUUCAGUAAACCCCGCGUGUGUGGUGACUGUGUGUGGUGACUCGCGGCGACCCGGACGUCCCGAGCCCCAGCAGCAGGCCAGGGUGACGGCCAGACCCACACAUCGGCGACACCGCAGGGCCAAGGGUCAAGGAGACGGAGAUGAACCCCGAGGCAAUGUGUUUUAAAUACCCGUCCUAACCCUUGCCGCCACACUUAUUCUAGCCUUCUACUUUUACUUUCCUUUCUUUUUUUCCUUUUUUACUAGUUAAGUUAUUUUUCAAAUUUCGUUUGUAUUUAUUUUGUUGUUUUUUUGUUGUUGUGAUGGUUAAAGUAUCCUCGCUUGCCUAUAAUUUGUUUUUUUCUUUUGUCGUCUCGCCAAUGGCGCUGUAUAGGCUUUGCUGGUGGGGCCUGAUGGUCUGCCCCAGCCCGUUAUGGCGCAGGCAAGUGAUUUUACAGUGGCACCAUCUUGGUUUGCUCAUGCUGCCCCCCGGGCUCAUCUUUGAUCCUCUUGAGAGAAUUUAUCCAAAGUCCGAGUUGAGAGGCGGUCUUCAGGACAGCAUGUGGGUUGUCUUAGGCCACUCGGCGGUGACUGAAAAUUGUCAGCUUGUAACCACGGGUCCACCUGGACACCUCGCCCGCACGCUGACCACUCAGCCAUCGCCUUCCUUAAUUCUUUUUUUGUAUUUUUCGUGAUAAGCACAAGUGACUCAAGUUUUAAAGGUCAACUACACUUUCUUUAAGGUCGAGCAACCUACAUGUCCGCACCUUCAUUUUCUUUGUAAUAUUGCCGGUGUGGUCGAGGUCUCAUUGCUUACCUGUAUUAUAUGCUGGGGGGUAUCACCGGUAAAUUCAGAUCUUCAAGUGUCACCUGGAUUUUUUAAGGUGGAUCAGCUCACCUGUUCGUGCCUUCUAGUUAUUGUAAUAUUAUAUUGUUUGGCAGCAAGGUGUCCGUCUGUCACCUUUGUAAUCCAACGUUAAACUGUUACCUGCAAAGGUGAUUUUAGGGGGUAUUUUUUAUCACGGUAAUGAGCUUGGUUUACCUGUGCUUACCCCAAAUGUUUUAAAGAGACAGGUGCUUCACUACUUGUUUGUAAUUUUAAUAAUUUAGUACUGACGGUGAGGAUGAAAUAUUCCACCUUCGCUCCUUUAUUCAUGUGUUGGCAACUUGGCGGUGAAACAUCCCUCCUUUUUUAUUUUUCUUCAAAUAUUAAAGGGAAGGUGAAAUGUCUCAUUUUUUUUUUAAAGGUAUUGACUACAUAACUUUGCACUCAUGCGACGUAACUUUUUAUAGGUUACUUAGACCCCAGACGGUACAGGGUUCCAAUUACUUUUAAGUUGUCUUUGCAAUCUUCAUAUUGUCGUACACAUGUCGAACUUUUUCGUGUACCUGUAUGAUUUACCUGUGUAUGAUAAAUUUACCUGUAUAAGCUUUCCUAACUACCUGUACAAACUACUUACGUACCUUUUUUUACUUCUCCUUUGACUUGUGAAGAGAAACUACCUGGUACGACGGCUGCUUAGGAGGCAACUCCGAGGAGGAUAGAAAGACGCUAUUCCCCUACAGGAAGUAAAAAUAUUUAUAUGGUGUGUGUACCUCGCCCCGUAGAGCUGCAGCAACGAUAACUUGUUUUUUGUUUAGGUGGUGCUCUUCAUCAUAUUGCCUUACCCCAAGUUUGACAGUCCAACACAUGGUCAUCGUAAGCGCCCGAACCAAACCGUAUUCUCCUCAAUGAUCCGAUAUUUCUACUCAAUACCAGAUACUCAUAAAGAGACGUCCUGUUUAGUUUCCAAAAAUUUCGUCCUCCUUUUUAUAUGAACGCCAAACACUGGAGCUACAAGGAAUUUUCGUCGUAUUUUGUGUUUAGUUAGGGAGCUUACGAACUUGUUGAUUGGACUGUAAAAUUGGCCCUUAGUAUUGUAUUGAAAUGGUGGGGAUUGUAUUUUUUUCUCUUACACCAGAAGCAGUGAGGAGUAAAAAAGAAAACAGUGAAAAAUAGCCUUCUGCCCUUCAUCCUAUUGUCUUGCUAUUGUCUUGCAUUGUUACUGUAUUUUAUUGCACUGGCAUUGUAUCUGGUUUUGUUGUUGUUGUUGAUUACAGUAGAAAAAGCAGUCAAUAAGAAAAAUAAAAACAAAUAUGGGUGUGUGAGAGUUGCAUUGUCUUUACUGCUCUUCAUCACAACUGUUGUCUUGGUAUUGUUUUCUAUAUAUUAUUCAAAGACAAAAGAAAAACAAAGUAAUAAAACCUGCAACACAACAGCUCCAGAAAAGUGGUGUUGUAUUGCAUCAUAUUGGUAUUGGUGUUGCAUUGGUAUUUGUAUUGUAAUGGUGAGUGUUGUAUGAUGUUAUAAGUGAUGGGUUUGUGAGGGCUCCAUUGUGUUGCUUCCUUGUGUUCUUGUGUUACCUUUGUGCUCUGUCCUCUUUAUCUUCCUUUUUCCUCCUCCUCCUCCUUUUUUCUUCUUCCUCCUCCUCCUCCUCCUCCUCCUUUCGCCGUACCUGUUGUUGCUGGACAAUAAAGGUGAUUUUUAAGCA